CUGUCCAAAUUAUUGUUUCAUGCGCGCUUAGGAAUAGAGAUAGACAGAUGGCUUAUAGUACUUAUUCCGACUCCGAUUCAUUGCUAGUAGAAACAGAUAUGACUUGGUGUAUUUCAACUCAACAGUAGGAGUAUGUUUUUGCCGAUACGCUGGCACACAUGCACGUAGUAUAGUUGUAGACAAGGAUUAUAUGUACCAGUACAACGAGUAGUCGCAGUUGAAUGUUGUCACUUUUGCUCAGACAGAGGCAAACGUCAAAUAAUGGAAACACAAAGCAUAUUGAUGACUGUUGUUCUCCUGUAGCACCGUCUGUCAUCUGGGUCGGAACGUAGCCUGUGGAGCACACUUGUCCUUCUUCUGCAAGAAGAAGAACCUAGUAAGUAGGGUCACAACGACAUCAUCACGAUGAAAAUAGCGUGCAGUGGUCCCGACGUCUUCGUUCCCGGCUCAAGAACAUCACGAGAGCCACCUUUUCCAGCGACAGCGACACGGUCCUUUUCCUCCACCGCGUCCACGUUUGAUAUUCCUGAUGCCAGCCAAAAAAGCACUAAGAUGUCUCCUGCUACGUGUACUACCCCCUCGACCACGAUGUCCCCCUCUUCUUGCUCCUCUAGAAGAAGAGCAAGGCCAAGCGGAAUAAAUACGCUCCUGAAAGUAAACAUAAACCCCUUCCGGAAUAAGAUAGCGCUUUUCCUGUGCGCAACAGCGACAUUUAACACGGUUCUGUCUAUACCUCGCGACAAGCCGGAAGAAUUUGAGGAGAAGCAGAAAGCAAAAAGCGGCAAAAAGAAGAAACCGCCGGGAAAGAAGCAACGUACUUACUUAUUUUGAUGCGAGACAAGUUAAAGUUAGAGUUUGUAAUUUCGUUUUCGUCUACUUGGCACUUAAGUUUGUGCUUAUGGUGUCUACAAACAACUGAAGCUGUUUUCUCUACCGGUUCCUUCAACUCCACACUAAAAAAAAAGCUCAGUUUUCCUUCUUUUACACAGAUGACCCGGCGGAACCGCGUCCAUACUGCACGAAGGACCUUACCUUCACGCCUGACGAAUCCGCCAUGGACGUGCAGGUUUUGGACUAUUGUGUGGAGCACGCUCCCUACACCUGCUGUCGCAGACCACAUGUGAACCGCAUCCGAAGCAAAAUGAACGAACACGCCGUCAGCAUGAUGAAAAGCGAGCAGUACUACUUGGUGGCUACUUUUUUCUGAAGGCGCUUGCAGUUGUUGAAUAAAUCACUUGAUACGACUAGAAAAGAAAGACCUGAUGACGUUGCUAGGUUACACUAUGAUUUUAGCUGCUGCAUCAUGUCAGGCGUUUUGAGUUUUACAACCAACUGUCUACGGUAGGAUUAGGUGUAGGACCACGACCAAGCAACAGAAAUAUCCAACCCCGCUCAGGUGCGCAAGCCUGACCCGGUCCGUGCUGUGCAGCCAGUGCGACGGCGACGUGGGCACCGGGCUUCUGUCUGCCACUGGUGCCAUCCACAUGUGUCCGACUUUUUGUGAGACCUGGUACCAAACCUGUCGGGAGGAGUAUUUCGUCGGCAGGGCGAACAACGAAAUUGUGCCCUGCAACAAUGACGUGGGGUGCGAACCCGUGCAGUUCAUGGUGCAGGACGCCCAGGACUUUUGUGAGUCCGCGUUUUCGAAUUUUCACACCAUAGAGGUCGCCAACCCAGCGGACGAGCCGGAUCUGUGCUUCGACGGCGUUCCGGCCAGUCGGACGAAAAAGGGGGAGAAGGUAACAUAGUUGUGCGAGAAAAUGAUCUUCAUCUUCGUCUUUCGUGUGAGUAUGCUUAUUUCAUCAGCUUCAUCAGGUGCAGGUCGGGAAUAGUUAGUUUCUCAGUAGACCGCAGAAGGAACUUCCUUAUACGGUCUCAAGGAACAAUGCACAUGCAGCAAAAUCAUGAAAUAAACGUGAUGAGAGUUGUUAAAGUGAUGUAUGACAAGAAUUUACUGGCCCAAUGUUGAUUCUGCUUCCUGCUCUUGUUUAGCAUGACGCCCGAAUAUGUUGAAGUAUUCUAUCAGCGAGAAAACGAAAGCACAUACACAACCAAACAGUGGCCGCCACAGACCCGCACCAGCACACCGGCCUACUACGACACGCCUCUUUCGGGGAAUUGGUUCGUGCGGAUGCACCAGCUGCUGUACCGGCAGUUGCUGAAAUUUUGGCGGUGGAUGCUAGUCAACGUCCUGCUGCCCUACGGCCAGUACCUGCUUGCGAUCUUUCUGAUCCUCUUUACCGUGUUCCUGCACCUGGAAAAGCGGCACGGCUGGCCGCUGUGCCUGGCAUAUCAAAUGUAAAAAUGUCUGGGUCUGGAAACUUGUGAUGCUGGGUGGCGUAUCAUGAGGAAGCCAUAAGUGCUGGCUCAGCAUGACAAGUUUCUGAGCUUCUAGGUGUUGCCUAUUCUGCAUGACAAACUGCGUUUUUGCAUGACAGGAAAGUGGGGCUCUUGGGUAACCUGCAUGACAGAUUUAAGAGUCAUGCCAGAGAAGCAUGACAAAUCGCGCAUUCUUCCAGACCCAGACACUUUUACACUUGAUAUGGCAAUCGCGGAGACGAUCGGCGUCGUCAAGGUCAGACGGCUAUCCUGAGUAAAAACGUACCCACACCAGAGUUGUAAUGCAGAUUUGCAAAGACAGGAAGACUUGUAGCGCGCAUUCCCAUGAGAGCCAUUUCCAGUCGUGUUUUGGAAUUUGUGAUGCUGUCAACAGGAUGAGCAGAUGAAUCUGUGACGCGGCUGCACUUGCUAACCUGCACUACACUGCCGAGUGCAACUUGUCAUGCGUGACUCACAAAACUCCUAGGCUUGUGUUGCAAAAUCCCCAUCCUGACUCUGGUGUGGGUACGUUUUUACUCAGGAUAACGGCACGGGGCGUAUCGUCAGCGGGGCGAGUCGAGGUUGCUACGUUCCACGGCGGAUACAGGACCGGAUGGGGUAACAGGUGAACAGGGCACCGGCGGAGAGCCGGAGCCAGAAGAUAGCGACGAACAAGUAGGCGAAGAAGGGGUUCUUCACGGUCCUGGUAGUGCAGGAAGCUCGAGCUCGAGCAGGAGGGCAGGUGACGGUGAAGAUGAUGAGAACUAUCGGAGCAAGAAACUUGUACCUGUGGACGGCGCUAGUAGUGUAGCUCCCGGCACCAGUUCUAGCUCCUCAACAAUCCGACCUGGCGCUGGGGAGAAAAUAGAAAUGAUGAUGACAAAACGAACGAGUCCUUCUGUCAGUGGCGGGGUACUAGGGAACAGCUGACACUACUCAGUUAGCGUGCGGAAGUGCACCAGAAUUUGAAACUGCACUACGUGUAGUUAGCAGCGCAGAGUAUAAAAAUGAAACUAUACAAGAUUUUGAACAUCAUUCAAGCGACAUCACUCUCUAGGUCCUCCGUAGUUGUCUACAGCUCUUCAUCUGGUGCCCUCGAGAUAAAAUCCAAGUCAAAUCAUGGAAAACACAGAUUUUACCUCUUCAGCAUUUUUGGAGGUGUGGUGUCCGAACGGUGUGUCUGGGGACAGCGCAGGG
Amoebophrya sp. A120 is the source of this 3516-nucleotide messenger RNA. The record is from the annotation of a GenBank genome assembly. NCBI's taxonomy places the organism in Eukaryota, Dinophyceae, Syndiniales, Amoebophryaceae.